AAUAAAACACAUACAAAAAAAACAAUCAUGGCGGACUCUGAAGCCUUAUCCACCGUGUAUUUAGCAAUAAGCAACAUUCCUGUUGCUCUACGCUCCGCGGAUUUGAGGAAUUAUUUCAGUCAGUUCAUAGAAAGUGGCGGUUUUCAGUGUUUUCACUACCGACAUCGACCGGAGGUUCUCAGGGAGACCGAGGUGUCCGAGGACACCGUGUGUAGCGACGGUGAAGAGGGCAGCUCCAAGUGUUCGGAGGCUGACGGCGUAACGUUACCCGUGAAGAAGCAGGCGGUGAAGACGUGCUGCUGUAUCGCCUCACUUCGUGCUAAAGAUGCCGACAGACUCGUCAGGAUGUAUGCGGGGAAUCACUGGAUUGACCCGAAGGGGAACUGGCUGGCUAGUCGUUGUGUUAUUAAAAGAGUAAAGGUUUCACACGACCACGAUGAUGGGUCAUUCCCCUACAAAUCAAAGCACGAGCAGCGCCACCGUGUGUCCUUAACAGAGCGUUUCACAGAGGCGGACCUCAAAAGUUUGUCCGAGCUGAAUCCACCAGCUCUGAUGCAGAAUGGGAACGUGGGCACACCAGUGAAAGUCUUCCUGCAGCUCAUCCAGUCCUGCCGACUGCCUCCUCGUCUCAUCCGCAAGUUGGGCCUCACUUUCCCCAAGACCAGCUCCAACCGGCGUUACGGCAAUGUGCCUUUCCAUUAUCGGGACACCUGGACUCUUCCAGCCACAGAAGAGACCGUGUUAACGGCUGCUGGACAUGAAAUAUCAGGACCGGGCACUUUGGCUGCUCCGUUCUCAAGACGGAGGAAGCUGUUUGAUCACGCAGCAACAACAGAGACGGAUGAGCCACAGAAAGAAGAAGAAGAGGAGGAGGAUGCACAGUCAAAUGCGGAUGAUGAUGAUGAUUGGUGUGAGGAGUGGGAGCGCCACGAGGCUUUGCACGAGGAUGUAACGAGCCAGGAGCGAUGCAAAGAGCGGCUGUUCGAAGAAGAGAUCGAGUUGAAGUGGGAGAAGGGCGGCUCGGGCCUGGUGUUCUACACCGACGCCCAAUACUGGCAGGAGGAAGAAGGAGAUUUUGAUGAACAAACGACAGACGACUGGGAUGUCGACAUGAGCGUUUACUAUGAUAAAGAUGGAGGUGAUAUGGAUGCCCGUGACUAUGUCCGAAUGCGGUACGAGAAAAGGCUGAGGGAGGGUCUUGAAGACAGAUCUGGACACAGUCAGUUGGACACAGUCAUCGGCAGCUUUGAGAGGUUUUCUAAGGGCUUUGGUCGUCGUUUGAUGGAAAAGCAGGGCUGGAAGGACGGUGAAGGGUUGGGACACAGUCAGGUUGGGAUCCCUGAUGCCCUUGAGGGUGAGGGCCAACAUCCCAACUGUAAAAGAGGCUUUGGGUAUCAUGGAGAGAAGCUUGUCCUACAGCCUGUAAAGAAGGCCAGGACAGAUUUUCAUAUAACCACAGUGUACGACAAACCCAAAGACAUCGAUGGAGGCGACACCUUGCUGAGACGUCAACCAAACACUAGUAUGAAGUACAGAGGCUGGCAGCCAGGUGGCACCAUCGGACCACGACGAUAACAGCUACAUUAUUUUUAUUCCAUAGAUUUUGUACUAGCAUAUUUUUAUAACUGUGUUAAUAAAGCAUUUUUUUGAAACAUUUCA
Messenger RNA from Anarrhichthys ocellatus (wolf-eel), 1659 nucleotides. It is a transcript of the gene gpatch3, whose product is annotated as G patch domain containing 3. Lineage: Eukaryota; Metazoa; Chordata; Actinopteri; Perciformes; Anarhichadidae. Gene Ontology annotation, molecular function: nucleic acid binding. The transcript has 7 exons. Gene Ontology annotation, biological process: positive regulation of DNA-templated transcription; negative regulation of type I interferon production; negative regulation of RIG-I signaling pathway. The coding region runs from base 28 to 1575 and encodes 515 amino acids. The record is from RefSeq and is a predicted model, not a curated record.